UUUCUUUAUCCGUCCCUCCUCAGCAGCUUCUUUCUCGACCGGCUCUCUCCAACUGAUUCAAACUUCCUACAGAGUGACAGAGAGAAAGACUCCCUCAGGCCGGUAAACAGACCAGCCUGCUCUACCUGUUUCCUCUCACUGAGGGGGCGGACCAUUUUGCUUCCUUCAUGUCCUUUCCUCCUCUGCCUCCUUUUUGUUCCAACUCCAACUGCUUUAGUUCUUUUCUUCCCUUUUCCGAUCUUGCAUCCUUUUUUCUUUUCCUACUUCCUCAUUUUUCACCAAAAGCCAAAGUAAAUAAAGAAGAAAACAGGCCUUUGAGCUCCGAAACUAAAAUGAAACUUGACUUUUAUUGACAUUUCCUAUUUGCUUGUCUUUUCUUGUUCUGUUCUUUUUGCUUUUGUUGAUAUUUUUAAAGUGUACCUCAAAGGCACAUCUAAACUAUGACUAUAAAUGCCGCAUUGUUUACUUGCUUUAUCCCUAAACUAAUGAACAUUCAAAUCAAAACCAAUUUACCUUUGGCCCAUUUUCCAAAAGAAGUCUUUACCUUUCUCCUUUUAACAUUUUGAAUUGAAUAUUGAAGAGGUCAGGUGGUUUUGUUUUGCAGUUUCAAACCAAGAACAAAGUCACACGGCCAAUUUGUUGUUCUGUUACUUAACGCAAUUUUUGUUUUAUUCAUAUUAUUUUAAUUAUUUCAAUCAAAUAGUUAAUGGGUGGUUAGAAGUGAUGAGUUAAGAUUUUCAGGAUAAAUAAUUGUGUGAAUAUGGAGCCAGAUCAAGAAAAUAAAACAUGUAAAAAUCACUGUAUGUGCAUUUGCACAUUGCACCCCAGUUAUCUGUGUUUUUUGUUCGAGAUCGAACCUAAUCCACUUUAUCUACCCAAAUCAGGUAAUCCAGUUUAUUUCUGGUUUGAAUUUUAAAAUAAAUAAUGGUUCACAUAGAGACUUUUGAGGAUUACCAAAUGUAUGGAAGUAAAACUGUGCCAUCUGAUUUUAAAUUUGAAUUUCUAAAUCUGAAUCUUUUUUGCAUCAAAAUCAGACUUUGAAUUUCAAAACCAUCGAAUUUUAAGCACGCAUUUUUAUUUGUUACACUUAUUUUUUUUCACAAUAAUGAAAUAAAUUCAGUGUAAUUGAUCACUCAAAAUACUUGUAUCGUAAAAAUUCAACUUUUAAAAAACACUGUCAUAAAAAAAUUCACCAUAAAAUAAUUUUCAUUGUCAAAUAAUUCAGUUUCAAAAGAUUUUGUGUAAAACAGACUUACUCAACAUCCGGGUAAUCAGGGGUCAGUGCCACAUGACCAAUAUUGCAUUAUUUGAUUGGCUGGACGAUGGAUGAUUGAGCCAGGAAUCGAUUGCUCUCCCUGGUUACCCUGAUAUAUAAUUUUUACUUUUUUUUUUUUGAAGUUGAAUUUUUACCAAACAAAUCUUUUGAGAGACUGAUUUUUUUCACACUGAAUUUAUUUCAUCAUUGUGAAAAAAUAGGUGUCAGAAAUAAAAAUGCAUGCUUGAAAUUCAAUAACUUCGAAAUUCAAAGUCAAAUUGUGAUGCAAAAAGAUUCAGCUUUAGAAAUUCUAAUUCAAAUUAGACGGCACAGAUUUACUUCCGUACAAAUUUGCAUUUGUCUGGAUUGGCUGCAAUGGAACAAGGUGCUAUAUUAUUUGUCCACAGGGAGUUGCCAGAGUUCCCCCAAACUAAAAGAUCAAUACAGUGCAUAAUGAUAAAUAUCUUGUUUAUUUUGAACAGCUGUCUGCUAAAAUAUUUAAAAGUAUGAAGUUCUUCUCAACUCUUAAAUCCACCUUGGUUUUAAAAUAUUAAAAUGUUUAUCCCCAUUGUAAGAAUGUUGUAUUCCCUAUUGUUUUCACAUUCAGCUACUGUGGAUCAGGAUAACCCUUAUAUAUUUUAGCCCUCCCAAUUCUACUUACAAAUUUUGUACGAGUAAAAACAAAACUGGAUCCUGAUAUAAUCCUGUAUCUCUUUUUUAACAACCUGAUUUCAAAAUCUGAUCCUUUCCAAAAGGAUUGGUCUGUUUUACUCCAGCCGGAUUCUCUCCAAACAGCUGGACCGAAGUUAAAAAAAGUCAAAGGUGAAAGGUACAUUUAGUGAAAUGACACUCUGCUACCCUCAAGUGGCAAGUGUAAGGAAAUACAAAUACAUAUCCAACUACUUUUCCACAGUCCCCUCCCAUUUUAAUUCCCUUGAUAUGAUCUUCCUCUCCUCCAGUCAGUUUACAGUUUGAUAAUUCGGAGAUUAGACAAGACGCUACAUGAGGACAACGUUCAGUGUUUCUAAACAGCUGCACACCUGAGCAGGUAAGUCAUGUUUUCACUUUCAGGUUCCUCUUCACUCACCUGUCAGCAUUUAAAUACGAGAAAUGCUGGUUUAGUACUGGUUAAUGACUGACAAACUUAAAACGUCCAGCCAGUGUUUGACUGGCUGUAUUGUUUACUCUACCUAGUGUGUGUUUACCUUUAACUCACAUUUCCCCACCUGUGAGGUCAAGAUGUCAGAUCAGACACUUUUCAACAAGCAAAAAGCCAAAUGAAACCAGAUAGUGUCUGAUUAAAACCACUGAGGAAAAUAAGCAAUAAAUGUGUCAGCUUGAAUCCAAAAUAAAAAAAAGAGCUUUCGUUGUGAUGCUGAAUAAGGGCGAUGAAAUACCACAUUGUUAAGAUGAGCCUUCAGCUAGGAUUUUAGGUUUAAUAGAUGACGGAAUUCCAACAGAGAGAGCCAAAAAUGGAACAACCCAAUCAUCUUUGGGUUUCAACUCACACCAUGGGGUUACUGAUCGGUAAAUUUUAGAGUCGGCGACCGACCUAUUCAGAACAAAUCUUAGCCUUAAGAUUCUUAAAGACACAAUGCAUCAAGCAUUUCUACUACAGAACUUCAAACUAAAUUAAAGUUAUCUCAGGACACUCUACAAAUAGGGCCUGUUUAGACUGUACCCUGUCGUAUUUACAGGAGCAACAUGAAAGUAAUUAACCAAGACCGGGCACUAGUCAUGAGUAGUGAGAAAAAAACGGUCUUAAAUCAAAAAAGUUAAUUUAAGGACAAUCAGCCAACACAUGCUAGAGAGAUCCUAUUGGGUUGAUUUGGGAUACCCAGCUGAGACAAAGACAAUUUGCAGUUUCCAAAAUGAGUUAGCCCAUUUUGGUUUUACUUUAUCGCUUAAUUGCAAAUCUUGGCCACCCCAUACAGAAGUGCAGGUUGGAAAUACUGUUGGGUGUUGUACAGAUUGGGGAGACCUUCACUAGGGGAUGGUGUUACUUUUUAAAGUUGAUCUUAUCUUGAGAGGUUAGCAUAAAAGUGCAAACUUAUACAGAAAAAAAAAUGUGCUGACAAAAAAGAAAGCAUACACGUUUCAUAACCAACAGCAUUUGUUAGUGAUUAUAACUCGUACAUGUGUCUGAUGAGGGGAGAGAAAACAGGAAGAAACAGUAGUGUGUCUGCGUGGCGGAGUGUGUGGGUGGGGGAAAGGGUUGACAUUUUAGUGUGUGUACGCAGCUGUGGGAGAGAAAGAAAGCCGGUCCAGAAGAGAAGGGCGGGAUGUCUUUAUCUUGUAGCAUUUGUAUACAGUACAUCUCCUUUUCUGGAUACUUUGAGUUUUGUGGCCUUGCUAGAAUUCUCUGUGGAUGGAUAUCUUUAGCUUGCAGUUGGUUUUCUUCAUUGUGGAUCUACUUUUUGUUUGUAAAACUUCUAACCAACUGUCCAUGAUUUGUUGUGGGCCACAUUUAAUCCCCAAAGGUAAAGAUCAUGGAUUAAUGAUGUUGUUGGCAUGUCCAUGUUUGUUCAAUCUGUCUUUGUGAAAAGUAUUUUUGUUCCCUCAUCUUGGGUCAAGUAAAACUUGAUCAUUGCAUCUGUAGUGACGGUUACGAAAACAAGCUUUUAAUUUCUUCUUUUUCUGUUUUUUUUUUGUGUGUGUGUGUGUUUGUUUGUUUGUUAGUUUUUUUUAAUUUUCCUGCUUUUCUGUGAUACAGUCAAUGACCCCUUAUAAAUAGUAUUAUUUCUCAUAGGGAAUAAUUUUGAUGAAACAAAGGUUAAAAAAGACAAAUUUGCAAUCCUCAAAUGCAAUCAUGGCUUCAAAGUAGGUAUUCAUACUUUCAAUGGAUCCGUGUGGUUUCACUUUCACUUGCUCCCUCUCAGCCCUGAUAAUGCUGACACGCUCAAACAGGUCUCUGUUUAUUGUUAUUUUCCAUCCUUCCAUCAAUACUUGACACUUGAGACAUUUUAUUUCAUAUUUCUUUCUUGGAAUGAUAUACCAAACUGGAUUUAAAGGUCUUUUUCGAGGUAAGGUUGAUGCAAUCCAUUUUUAAAAACCUGUCUGUUUGUUUACUCUUUCAUGUAAGUCCUCCGUUAGUAUGAAGCUUUGCAAGCUCAUUGGUUAAUCUGGCCUGAUGUCAUAUUUCCGUUGAGCAGGUUGAAAGAGGAAGACGAGGGUUUGUCUGGAACUGGCGGCUGAGAGGAAGCACAGUCUGUCAGAGGAAAACUAAAGCUUUGACCCCAUCUGCACAAAUUUAAAAAGGUAAGACUACUUUAAGGAAACACUAACAUCUUACCCGGUGAGAUGUUACUAUUUAUUUUGUAAAGCUGUGAACAAAGUGGCGGUACUGUCUGAGGUUAUGUAGUGUGAUGAAAUCAGGCAUGUAAGAACUGGCCCUAAAUUCAUUUGAAAGCUGUCAGAUGAAAGUUUUCCUUCAACUCUCCAUUUUGUUUGCCCUCUCUAUGAAACAAAUGAACACUGUUUAAGUAAACUUAGGUAGUUUCUCUCCUACGAAUUUAUUCAGUCUGAGCCUUCCUCUUCAGUUAGAAGAGGAAGGGUGUGAAUGCAGUCCAGUUCAUUUACAAAAAAAUUUGGCUAAACAUUUUUUUUAAAUCUAAUAUAGUUGCUUGAGCCAAAAGCAUCCUCAAAGUGACUGUCUCAUAACUUAAUGUUAUGGUGAUGGCUUAAAUUAUAACUUCUGUGGUCCGUUUUGUAGUGGACAAUCAAAGUCGAGAUGCAAAGUUUCAGCUAUUUUGCAUGAGAAGUGGAACAAAAAGGGUUGGGUUGAAUCAUUCAAUGUCCCUUAAAUAUUUUCAUUCUUCUUUAACAGAAAACUCUGAUGGCAAGACUUAAAGAGGAGCUUUGGAAAACUCUGCAGGACUUAAAAGAUGAGGAUUUUAAGCACUUUAAGUGGUUCCUAAACCAUGAUGACAUGGAGGAGGGCUCGUCAGGAAUCCCGGUUUCUCGGUUGGAAAAAGCAGAGAGGGAGCAAGUAGUGGAUCUGGUGGUCCAGAAAUAUCAGGAUCCUGGAGCUCUGAGGGUGACCGUGAAGGUUUUAGGAAAGAUCAGCAGAAAUGAUCUGGUGGAGCGUUUGCAGAGGUUCAGCCCAGGAACCAAAGGUAAGAUUAGGGCAGGGGUGGGCAAUCAUGUGCCAUGGAGGGCUGAGGGGCUGCAGGUUUUCUUUCCAACCCAAAACUCCACCAGGUUAUUUCACUGAUUAGUCCCUGCUCUCUGCUUGGAGGUAUGUUAAUCAGUAAAAUCACCUGGUGGAGUUUUGGGUUGGAAAGAAAACCUGCAGCCUCUUGGCCCUCCAUGGCACAUAAUUGCCCACCCCUGGAUUAGUGAAUGUCAAAAUAUAAAUACUAGAUUGGAUUGGGAUUUGAGGCCAAUAAACAUCUAUGAACAAUAUGGAGAGCUUUCUGUAAGAUAAACAUUUGUUGUUGUUGUUCUGCUUUAUUUCAGACCUCAAGAACCAAAAGACUUAUGCUCUAAAGGGUGAUUUUGAAAAAAAGAAGGCUGAACUGGGAGCUAAACUGAGUCGAAUGAUCCAGGAGAGAGAGAUGAAGAUCAGAGAAAUCAAAUGUUCUGUGGUGCUCAGCAGCAAAUCUGCAGACAUACACAUCGCUGAUAGCAAGCAGGCCUUUGAUGUCCUGCUGCAAACUUUGAGGGAAAGUCUAGAUAACCUCAUCAAGGCCAUCAAUGAAAAGAGGGAAGCAACACAGAAACAGAGUGAAGAGUUCAUCCAAAAGCUUCAGCAGGAAAUCUCUGAGCUCACCAAGAAAAACACUGAGCUGGAGCAGCUCUCACCAACCAAAGACCACCUCAACUGUGUCUCUCUCAAUGCCAUUCCUCCCACUAAGAGCUGGACAGAAAUCAGCAUUACUCCACCGCAAUAUGGAGGAAGUUUGGCCACCACUGUGACUCAGCUUGAAGAAAAACUAAGAGAACAAAAGGAGAGGUUUAUCAACAAGGGAAAGCUAAGCAGAGUCCAGCAGUUUGCAGAGGACGUGAUGCUUGAUCCUACUACAGCACAUCCCUCCCUCAUUCUGUCCAAGAAUGGGAAGCAGGUUCACUCUGGAUUGGUAAACCAAAAUCUAGCAGAUAACUCAAAACGAUUUCUGUCUGCCAUCAACGUUUUGGGGAAGCAGGGCUUCUCCUCAGGACGGUUUUAUUACGAGGUUCAGGUCAGAGGGAAGACUUCUUGGGAUUUAGGUGUCGUCAAAGAGUCCAUUGACCGGAAAGGACCAAUCACAGCAAAACCUGAGAACGGCUACUGGACGAUAUGUUUGAGAAAUGGAAAGAACUACAAAGCUUCUGGAGCCCAUCUCAGUGUGAAAUCUGAGCCAAAGACAGUGGGCGUGUUUGUGGAUUACGGGAAAGGUUCAGUCAUUUUCUUUGAUGUAGAUUCAGCAGACAUCAUCCACAGCUUCACAGAGUGUUCCUUCACCGAAAAACUGUACCCAUUCUUCAGUCCUGGUCUUCCUCUUGAUGGUACCAACUCCAUGCCCCUUAUAAUCUCUCCUGGCCCUCGCACUGAUUGAUCUCAAAGUGGUCCUUUUCCUGAGUUUGAACUGUUUAUUGCAGCAACAGCAGGGCCAAAACAGUGCACCAAGGUAGAAGGAUGUGCUUGCCAUGGGAUUUUAAGAACGUCACGUGUGGUGUGUAAAAGAGCAGCCCUAGUUGCCUGCCUGAACUAGCUCCAAGGCUUUGCUCCAUUCCUUGAUAGAUUUUCAGAUUUGGCCACCAAAACAUGUUUCAGUGUCUGAAAUUCGCUUUUCAAAGUGUGUGUGGUCUGUUUCAUUUGCAAAAGUACACCACACCACUUGGCAAUCAACUUUUUUUUCCGGGGAACUUUGGGACGCCUUCGUCCAAAUUUUACCACCAGUUGAGUUUGUCCCUCCCUCCCAAACAGGUGUCAAAGAUUCUGGGAGUAUUAAUGUCACAGUGUAAUUUCUGAACCUGUUCAUCAAUCAUUGAGAUGAUGACAAGGUUGCAUAGAAGUUUUGGUGGUUAGUUGUCAAGCUCAAAUAUUUAGGGUUUCAGAUCCUUGAACUCAGUCAGUUUGUUCCAUCAUUUUUAUGUCUAGUUUAAAUUCUGUUCUAUUCUCUUUAGUAGCUCUGAUUAUGACAGCACUGCUUCUAAAUCAGCCUAAUGCCAUAAUUACAUUUAAAAAUUACAAUCUGACCAAGUGCUGUCCUUGGAAAACAGUCUUCCUGGUGAAGACACCCAUCAGUGCCGAUUGGGACCAAGGGCUAACCCACAGUUAGAUAACGACAAACAACGCUUACUUGUUUGUGGAAAGAAACUUCAGUUUCUACUAUCUCGUUUCGUUUUCUUCCGCUUCAUCCGGGUCCGGGUCGCGGGGGCAGCAGCUUCAGGAGGGAAGCCCAGACGGCUCUCACCCUGACCACUUCCACCAGCUCCUCCAGGGGGAUUUUCAGGCGCUCCCAGGCCAGGCGAGAGAUAUAAUCCCUCCACCUGGUCCUGGGCUUGUGGCUGGUCUGGAACACCUCUAGUUUCUACUAUCUUCUAUGUUUAAUUCAAACAACCACAAGAUCACAUCAUUGGUAUAAAAACCUUGGAAAUAAAAUAACCUACAGGCUUCUUCCUUGAUUAGCUUUAAUUUUUACAGAAACUGUCCAAACUUCUGAAAUAAAUAAACAAUGCUUCAACAGCAUAACCUUGCAUGAAUUGUCUUUGUUAUCUUACAGGAUUAUCAUUUUAUGUGUAUUUUAUAUAUCAACACAGACUAACACAGUUAACUUAACAUUCAAAAAACUCAAAGUUCAGCCAUUAGAACUGUAGAAAUCAUAAAUCCAACCUCUGGGCAGUGCAAAUCAGUUUCAGUAGUCUGUACUGAAGUGAUUGUUGACUUUGGAGACAGGAAUGUAGACUUUGAGGUCGAUGAGGAAAAACUGUUUCUGCUCCUCUAGCCACAGCAACAUCAUCUUCACCCGGCCCCCCUGGUCCCUGUACUCCAUCAGAAAAUAAUCUCCACUGUAGUCCAAGGACAGCAUCUUGGUCGCCAUUUUCAUGCAAAUAGGCGAGCUGACGCACCAGAAGGGUUUCUGGAACUCGUCCAGCAGAGUCAGCGUUAUGAUGCAGCAGUUCUACACGGCGUAAGAAAGAACUAUCAGCGCAGGAAAGAGGGAUGUUAUCUUUUUCUCUUCCAACAUAAAGUACACAAGAUUCAGGGGAGGAAGACAGGAAAGAGAGGAAACGAUAGAUGAGUCUGCAUGAAAUGAGGAUGAGAAGGCAGCGUCAGGGUGAGGAGCAUGCAUGGGUGCAGGGGAAAAACUGUACACCCUGCCUCCCUCUUAUUUUGUUUUUUUAUGAGGAAAGGUCAUAGAAAGUAGAAAACGACAGACAAAAAAAAUGUGUGAUUUCACUCCCAACAGCAACACUUAUAGAGGAGAACCCCACAUGUCCAGUUUUAGCUCCAUUGUCACAAGGGAUUGAAGCAACAGCAUUGACAUCAGAGCCCUUUAGCUAAAGAAAACAUCAUUUUAAAUUACCAAGAAAAAGCCAAAAAUCCCUGAGGCAAGUACAGUUUACACCAAUACAGGUUCUGGGGAAGUUAAAUUACUUUUAAAUGGGUGUUAAUUACAUUUUUUACCCGUUUCUUUUCUACUAUACUUUAUUAGAAACAGAGAUGUUAAUCAUGGUGUUACACAUGUGUUUCUUAGCAUAAAAAAACUAUUAAUAACUACAGUACCAUUGCUAUUUACAUGCAGGAGGCGGGUUUUGCGACUUAAAGUGCAGCAGCUCCAAAUGUUUUGCUUUCACUUUCAGGAAGGUGACAUGCUGUCCAUCUCGAUGUACAGUCUAAACUCCGCAUGUAUCCUCUUUUGUUAUUGGGAAGUCAUUAAAUUGAGUGCUUUAAAUAACCCUGAGAUCUAUUUAAUCUGAAACGAGGGUUAUGUAAUGCAAUAAAUCAUGGAAAUUUAAAUUUUGAUAGAUCAAUGGUAUUAAUAUGCAGUAGCUAUUACAUUGAGGACCAAGCAGAGGUCUAUAUGGGAAAGAAAUUGUAUUGCUGUAUUUUGUACUAUGAGGAAAAUGGCUAAUUUUUAAUCAUCUCUUACCUUUGGCUCAACCAUUGUACAGCUCUGAAUUGGUGACAGGAUACAAGUGUGUUCAUGGUCUAAGAUUUUUAGAUUUGUACAGAUUGUUGUGGUCAGGUGUACCUCUACUGAGCCCUCCAGCUCCUCACUCUUCCACGGCAUCUUGAUGUUUCCAGAGAGGGACCUGUGCUUGGACAGGUUGGUCCUGUCGAUGAAUCUUAGCUCCACCUGUCCAUCCAUGAUCUGACCUGAUCCCACUAACAAAUUAGGAAUAAACAAGAUGCUUCACUUUUUCAAACAAAACCAAACAGAGCAGAACAGAAUUGAUGGGAUAAUGUGUAACAAAGUUUGAGUAGAUAACCAGAGUACUUCUGUGAGAGUAGAGUUGGAAGAAGCUUCCAGAGAUGAUCUUAGUGUCUGUGUUGUGCAGACCAAAAUGCAGUGAGUAGCUGUGCAGACCAAACUCAGGGUCAGAGUUAUCUGCUGGUAAGGGGUUCUCGGGCUCUGAGUAUGGGCUGCAGAGAGGGACAAACAGGAUGAUGAGGACCACUGGAUUACAUGACGUCUUUAUAUAAUACCCUUUUAGGGGAGAGGCGUUACAAAGUGCUUCAUGAAUAUAUGCAAACAAACAGACAUUGAUCACACAAAGUAUUACAUUAUUAUAUCAGACAGAGAAUCAGAAUUAAGAGAAAACAUUAGAAACAAGAAAAAGUUUAAAAAUCAAGAAUAACACACAUCAAAUGUCCUUCAAAGUAAAAAGCAGCAACUAUAAUAAUGACAGUGCUAAAUAUUGUGGAUUGGAUUGUGUUGGCAUAAUUUGCAAAUCUGCUGUGAUGUCUUUUGACCAGUAGGUGGAGCUCUAACCCACACUUGACUUGACUAGAUCCACUGAACAGAUGUCACAGAAUGUGAUUGAUAAAUUUAGCCAGUCAGAAAUCAAAUGACUUUUUUUAUGUAAGUUAAACAAGUUGACUCAACCAGACUGGAGAUCCUAGCAGACUUCUCUCCACCAGCUUAUGGAAGUGCAGACAGACCAUGAAGAAAGCCACGCUGUUCUCACCCUACGACACACACAUUUAAUUUCUUUGUUACACAGCUGUGGUAGAUACUUGACUCUGAUUGAUCAAAACUCCAUGGCAACAGUCUGUUGUUGCUCAAUAACUACCUUUGUUUUGCCGCUGACUCAUUAACCAUGCAUAUUAUAAACCAUUAUUUUAAAUUCUGUUUUGCAGCAUACUCACCCUCCAGAUGCCUACGAUGAAGCUAGGCAGCAGAUGAAUCAGUCUGAUCAGUCUGUCUUGGCCAAUAAACCAAGUGGGCUGAGUUCUCAUGUCCAAAUUAGAGAUCAGAGAGCGCCAGCCAGUCCUGAGGAUGAGGAGGAGUAAAUGUUUGGUGGAGUCAGAGCAGCAGACUUUGUGAUGGGCAGAGUGCAUCUUACUUCUUUGUUUUGAGGCUCCAGUGCGCCUCCUUCCUGACUGCGUGAAGCUGGAUGUUUGUAAUGUAAUGAUAUUUAGGAAAGCAGCUUCCAUUCCAGCAAAGGAUCAUGGACGACUCAAAGACGGACAUCCAGCUCUGCUGCAGUGUGAUCUUCUUCUCUAAGUUCCCAGCUUCUACCGUCAGCUCCCAGCUCAUGUUCAGGUUCCUGAAAAAUAUCAACAUACAGGCCUGAAACAACCAGAUGUGACAGACACAAAUAUUCUCAAGACUUUUAAAUAUUUAGACCUGAAACUUCUUUGAAUCCAGUGUUUGCUCUGUGAAUCAGACUGUACCUGAGGACCCACUUUGUCUUUCUGGGCAGCCCGGUGUACAUGCUGAUUUCUCUCAACUCUCUCCUCCAUUUGUUGAUGUCCUGUCCAGCAACAGCUGUGAAGUACAUCCUCUUCCAGUGACCGGCCAACUGACCACCCACCUCCUCUGCAUCAACUCUGUGAACUGCAUCGUCUGCCCACUUUGGCUUCCAAGUUUGACCCCCAAACUCUGACAUGUAGAUCUUUUGCCACAUAAUACUAGAGUGAAACAAAGAUGAUAUGAGUUCGAAGAUGCUGAGUCUCUCAGAAAGCUGGGAAGAAGUUCACCACUGUGUGAGAGACGGCAUGAGCAAACUGUGUAGAAGUGGAAUAAAGACCCUCUACAUCACCCUUCUUUUCUUCUACAUUUUUUAGUGUGAUACAAAAGUCAACAUCAUAUGAUAUAAAAUGGUGACAAAAUAUAAACUCUCCUUUUAGUGUGAAAUAACAUGAUAACCUUUCAUUAAAAUCUGGCCUUAAACUGACUCUGUCCCACUUACUCGUCGUUGGCAAUUUGGUGGAAACAUUUACUGACAUAGCUUAUGCAAAACAGCGAAGAGGCGUCCAGGUAUGACAGAAUCUUCAUCAGUAUCUCAGACGGCAACCUGAAGACAAAUUCCAACAUACUGGUGGGUAAAUGUUGUUGUUUGUAAUCAAAUAGCUUUUAUUACAGUUACCAUUAAUAUUUCAAGUCCAGCUGUCCAACAGUCUGUGUCUUAAGGUUGGGAAACCCCCUUUUUGUCCCUCCAGUUUCACAUAAUCAAGUUUACUUUUGUCCUGCUUUUUUUUUCAUUCCAAGAAAACUCUUGCUUAAAUAAAAUACUUAGUAUAAUGUAGCUACAACCCUGGUGCUUUCCCCACAUUUUUUACCAAUACUUGGGGGGGGGGGGGGGGAGGUUACGCUUUCAGGAAACAGCUGCUACCACUUCAUAAUUUCCCCAUGACUUCUACUUUAGAAGGGGAAAAAACAACAGUAAUUUUGCUUAAUGUUACUCCUUAAGUAUAAGGAGUAAAUUAAGGUUUACUCCUUAUAUACUAAGAUAAACUAAGGAAACCACGGUUGUAAUGGCAACAUGGUAGGCUACCAUAAAAGCUGAUAGAGUCGGCCAGCCAACUUACCUUUCAAUAAAGUUUUCUUUAUGUCCGGACGUUACGGUUGGAGUUGGGUUUGCUUUCUUACUCUCCAUGUUGGGUUCUGGGAAGCUGUGAUACAAAUUAUACUUUAAAAAUACUGUAUCUUUCAUUAUAUCUUGGUUUUGUUGAAUUGUAAGCUUAAAUUUUCCAGGAAAUACACGGUUGCUAUCAGCGCCAACACCUGCGGUCCACGCCUUUAACCGAGACCGGCGGCGCUGCCCCCGGCAUCCACUUCUUUCCCCUCCGUCCUCUGUCCGGACCCGGCGGUCGUCGUUCUGGACCUUGCCGUUUUCCACCUUCAACUAACACGGUGGAUGAUCUCUCAAAGCCCUCCAAGAAACUGCGACAAAACUCCCCUCGUCCGGCCGCCAUCUUUCCCGAAUUAGGGCAAGUGCUGUCCAAAAACGCUACCGUCUGAAUUCAGGUCUCGAGGCCAAAUUAAAAACGCUUAACUUCAGACAAUUUCAGGCACUGCAUAGACAUAAUAUACAUAGACGCCUCAUUACAUGCUGGAGCAUAUGCUGCGUUCGCGUUACCUUAGAAGUCCGAAGUUUCGAAAGUUUACAACAAAGUUCGAAGUUCCGAACUGAAAAUGACGUCACACUCGAGUUGCCAGCGUUUCAGUUACAAAGUCGGUAAAAAGCUAAAUCGGAGGUGGCUAAUCAGUUGGCUACAUCUACAAAAGUCAUUUUAGCGUUACUUUGUCCGAAUAUAAGGCAAGCGCUAAAAUAACUUUUCUAGAUGUAGCCAUCUUGUUUCAGGCUUCCAAUUCGCUUAUUUUCCGACUCGGGUGUAACGUCAUUUUCAACUCCGACUUCUGACUUCUAAAGUAACUGCAAUUUAGCAAUAAUCCCAAUAGUAUGUGUCUGCAGAGCCGGAGAGCCCUGCAGCUGCAGUUUUACACGCUGCAGUUCUACACGUGUCAGCGCCCCUGCUGGUAGGUCAGUGCUAAUGCAGAUGCUGCAGUUCUAUACGUGAUAGCGCCCCAUGCUGGUAGGUCAGUGCUAAUGCAGGUGCUGCAGUUCAGUAAUUGGACUUCUUUACAUGGAUAUAAUGUGUUAUUUUGCUGAAAAAAAACGGAAUAUGAGCUGACAGUCAAUAUUUAAGGUUUGGUUAACCCAAAACACCUUGUAGAAUUUAGGUUUAUUCCAUCCAAAACAGUUAGGAGUAAUCUAAUUUCAAUGUAAUAAAAAAAAUAUUUAUUUCUGGACCCAGUGUUUUAAAUGCCCGAGCCAAAGCAAGCUGUGCAGUGCUUGAAGCCCUGUAGGGACCAGCUUUGCCUUUUUAUUUAUUCAUUACAUUUGAUGACAAUUUGACCCCUUUGAGUGAGAAUUUCAUAGUAUUGUCAUUCCAGGUAAUUCUUUGUGGUGAUCAACAAAAAAAAUAUGAUUGGCUCUUAACGUCUACAAAAAAAUGUCUUCUAUCAAGAACAAAGCUGUGCAAAAAGGCUGUUGCCAUGGAGAAGCCUUUGAUCAUAAAGCCACCAAGAAUUGGCCUUUUGUCAAAGUGGCUAAGUGUUUUAAUCUUAAGGUAAAGAGCAGUUCUUUGUGACUUGAGUGGUUGUUGGGAGAAACAGGAGGAAGAUGGAGCCAUGUCUGAAAGGCAGCAUCAGGAAAUGGGAGACAACCAUCACAAGAGUCUAAAUUCAUAUGGAAUGCAGGUUUGAAGUCCCUUGAUGGGGGCAAGUUCUUUUCUCUCAUUAUUAGAGUAGUUAAUUAUCUUUCUACAGCAUUGAAUGGAGUCAUGGUGUUAUCCUAAUAUCAUAGAAACAUGCUAAACCUUGUAAAAUUGGUCAAAAACAUACCAUAAUCACUUCAGAAACAAACAACACAUCUUGUAGUAAACAUAUUUUUUUAUUAACAAACAAACUUGUUGCAGGACUUGUGCAGCCUCAUGUGAAUUAUCAGGAUGGAUGAGUCCUGAAAGAAAGACACAUGAUAGAAAUAAAAUGUUUGACAUUUGACUUAGAUAUUUAAAGCUCAGAUUGUGAAGUAUGUAACAGCUCUACAUACCAUUCAGAGGUUUCCUUCCCUCUUCAUUUUCUUUUCGAUCGACCGACUGAAUUCUUCCACUUCACUACAAUAGGAAAUGAAAAUAAUCACUGCUGGGUAAAUUAAUAUUUGAAACUGAAAAACCUGAAAGAAAAAACUGAAAGACCUGAAAUUGUAAAUUGAAGAAUUUACAAUUUCUUAGUUAUAGUAAGGAUUUCAGCUAAUUUGUGUUAUGUUUUAUUAUUUUUUUUACCUCUGAUGAAUUGGCGGACCAGAAUGGAAGACCUCCUCAGCUUCCUGCAUGGAGAGGUUGUGGAGUGCACAAUUCCGACAAGCUAACAAUAGCUUUAGCUGGCUUAACCAACAUAAAUAUUCGACGUGUCUUCCAGACUAUCAUGGUAAAUAUCAUUAACGUCCGCACAACCACACAUUAAUUUCUCAUUCAAAUCAAGUGAACGAUUUUGGAGACGCUAAAUAAAUUGUGGGAUUCACAUUUAAUACUCACGGUUCGAUCAACAAACUCCGCUACAGACCAUUGCAUACUAUUGACAACUCUUCUCCAAAGAACACGAAAACGAAGAGGAGAAAAAAAGGGGGCGGUUACAUGAUUUCGAGACUCCGCCUCCUGCAGUUUUACACGCGUAGAACUGCAGCUGCAGGGCUCUCCGGCUCUGCAGAGACACCCUUCUCAAUAAUCCAGUGUUGCCCUCAUAUUGUAUGGGUCUCGUCGGUUCGCACCAUUGCCAACCAGAGUCAAGGGAAAACAAGCAACUAAAUGUACGUUUUUUUGUGCACUAUAUGGUUGCAAAAACUGACACGGUAUUGAACCCAGAUCACGUAGGAUUACAUUUACUAAGUAAGAUUGAAAAAUAAUUUUGGCUGUUUUUUAUGUGUAACAGCAUUCUGUACUAGAGCUACAUUUCUGCCAUUUGUAAACAACCAAACCGUGUGAAAAUCGUACAAAAAUGUAGGGAAAAGUGAAUUAAUUAGUUGGGCACACGUACAUUCUUCAAUAGAAAUAAAUGUGCUUGUGGUUCAUGGGGGGACCCACCCAAGAUGGCGGCCGCACUGAUACAUUAGCUUCAACAGGCAGCAUCGGUCUAUGAGGCGUCUGCGUGCAUUAUGUGUAUGGGCCACAAGCUAUGAAUUUAUUAGUUUUAUUGAAUAUUUCUCAUUUAUUUGUGAGAUUUGUGUGAGUUCUCCCACUGGAGUUAGAAACGGGGCUCUACGCAUGCGCAGAAUUGCUUAGUAGCCUAUCAAAGUGGGGUAGCACUUUUCGCUAGAACACCAGAGGCUCCACUUUUUGACGUCUAUUCCUCCUCGGUGUAUUGCAUACGACAAUGUUGUGCUUGAAUGACAGUUUCGCACAGGAAGCACGUUUGGGUGAAAAUACCCCAAUAUUGCUAUCAGCAAGGACUCAAAAGGGCUGAGAGUGAGUUAAAAAGAUGAAUUUUAAUCAAGGUAACUGCCGUGAAAACACGGGGGAGGUCGUUGCGCUUCCAGGUCGCUAGAUGGCAGUUACGCUUUUCCAACUUCACGCCUCAAAAAUGGUAAUGUUUAUUAUUUAUUAAAACACCACAGGGCAAAAAUGAACAACAUUUCUCAUCAUGGAUUUAUUAAAUUUGGAUCAUUAAAGGCCCUCUCGAAAUAUGACUUCUCUAAACCUGACCCUUAAGUCAAAAGUCUGUUGAUUUUGAAAGAAAAUGAAAAUUUGUCUAAAAUGUGCCACUUUAUAAGGUAGGGUUGUUGAAGUUGUUAUGUAGCAUGUCACCAUUCAACAAAAAAUGUAUUUGGGGACUUGAAUCAACAUUUGUCUUUUUGUAGUUUGUGUAAAACUGUCUGUCAGCAAAAGUACACUACAAAUAGACAGCUCUUCAAUUGUCAACUCUUUUUAAUCAAAGUGAAACAUCAAAUAUUGUAACCUGCUAUAGCCAUGGUUGGUCUACAAAUUAUCAUCAUGUAGUGAAAAAUGUAUAUGCUUUUUUGCUUGAAAGUUUCAAAUUAGGGUGGCCCUGGAAGUCAGCUACGGAGACAGGUUUUAACAAACAUGUUAAACAUUUUAUAGAAAGCCAAAAAUAUUUGACAAACCCCUCAGAAUUUCACAAAACAUGUAAACAUCAAAUUCAAAAAAAUAAAUAGAUAAAUAAAUCUGGAAUGCCAUAAAAUUCAAUUUAGCACAAAAGUACUUUACUGAAUGCAAUGUAUUUUUUACAGAAUGCAUUUUCAUGGAACCCAAAAACAUUCCAUUAAAAAAUAUAUCUUAAGUAAAUUGGGAGGAAAAAUUCCCAAAACACACACAAAUAUUCAAAUUUGUACAAAGAUACUUUAUGCAAUACAAAAACAUUUCAUGAAAUGCUAAAUAUUUUACAAAACAAACAAAAAUUAUUUUAACAAACAGUGAUGUUACACAAAAUACAAUCUCCUUUUUGUUUGUAUACCUCUGGCAUCUUUUAGAUAGAAUCCCCAGUCUUAGACAUGCCGUAAAAAGUCCAGGAUAAUGUUAAUAACUCAGUAAAUGUUGUCGCUUUGCUCCAGCCUGAA
This is a messenger RNA of Xyrichtys novacula (pearly razorfish), 16765 nucleotides long. Lineage: Eukaryota; Metazoa; Chordata; Actinopteri; Labriformes; Labridae. The record is from the annotation of a GenBank genome assembly.